ACAAAGAGCAGCAGCUGCUCCAGCUCCGCCGCCACAGCCCCCACCACCGCCCCACCGAGCAGCAGCUGCUCCAGUCUGCCGCACGAGCCCCCACACCGGGCAGCGGCACACUUGCUCACGGCGACGAUCACUGGAAUGGACACCGCGAAAACGCUCACGAGAAAGGAGGCAAGGGGCAGGAAGAGAGCCCAUUCUAGACCAUCAACGAGUAGCAGUGGAUCAAGAGAUCAGUUCGCUUCUAGUCCCUACGAUGAACCACUAGAGGAGGUACAAGAACGGUCUAGUUCAUGCUCAACAUGUAUCUUCGUCACGAUUGUGGUCCUCUUUAUGGUGGGUUCGUGCAGUGCGCUCCUUGUGUUCGCAUACAAGGUGGCCAUCGGAGAUCCUCCUAUGAUAGCGGUCAUAAUCGGUGAGACAGAAAGAAACAGUAACGAAAAACAA
Molecule: messenger RNA, 441 nt
Organism: Ostertagia ostertagi
Lineage: Eukaryota; Metazoa; Nematoda; Chromadorea; Rhabditida; Trichostrongylidae
Source: the annotation of a GenBank genome assembly